This is a messenger RNA of Hyla sarda, 4320 nucleotides long. RefSeq names its product ring finger protein 38 (gene RNF38). The transcript is spliced from 12 exons. Bases 452 to 2614 code for a protein of 720 amino acids. The record is from RefSeq and is a predicted model, not a curated record. NCBI's taxonomy places the organism in Eukaryota, Metazoa, Chordata, Amphibia, Anura, Hylidae.
CAUCACAGAGACAAGGACUCCCGGGGAAGAAGUCGGGGAAUCCUCAGCAGGGAAGAGGGGAGGUGUGCUGCAUGUGGAGGGCUGAGGCUGCUUUUAUAGAGAGGCGGAUUCAGCUCCUUCCCCUUCCCCUCUCCAGGCACAGAGUGAGGAGGAGGAGGAGGAGGAGGGGGUAUUGUGUGGAUGGAGUGUCAGUCCUCUGGCUGCUUUCUUGUGGAUGUUGGCAGCGCUGCUGGCUCUAUGGGAACAUAGCAGCACUCCGGGCUCAGGACUGGGGGGAGUGCUGCUGCUCCCGGGAAUUACUUCACACUGCAUGGAGUGACACUUCCUUGUGUUCUUUCCACCCCGGAGCACCCUGGAGGGGGAAGCCUGGAACUUCUAUGCGUCUGUGCUGUGUGAGCUGCCUCCCUUCCUCCCUCUCGAAGCUGGCAUUAUUCCGUCCACCUCAGGGGUGAUGCCAAUCGCCUCCGGCUCAGGACAAGCCUCCACUCAGGACUCCAGCUGCUUUCCUCACUGUCAGCGGGCAGACAGGCUACGGGACCCCAAGCAGCAGCAGCCAGUAGGAGGCGGUGACAGCGGGGGUGGCGGUGGAGGAGGAGGAGGGCUGUUGUUGCCUUUCCCGAUUUGCCUCAAUCCCAGCCAGGCUGAAACAGGGGCCGAGGCUGCAGCAGCCACCAGCAGAGAAGCUGGGCACAGCAGAGGAUCACUCGCCUCCCCCUCCCCCCAGCACCCACCUCUUGUGCAGGUCACCCCGUCUUUCUCUUCCCCUUCCUCCUUCUUCCAGGCUCUGUCCUCUGCUUCCUCUCCCCCCUCAUCUCCUCUUCCUCCUGGAGCUCCUUCCUUCCUAUUCCCAGCUUUCCUGGAGCCCCCAAGGACUAGAUCCAGAUCUAGGUCUGGAUUCAUCAUGAACCCACAACAGCAGCAGCUGCAUGGCAUGCCUGGGUUACCCCACUUCCACCACCACCAGCUCCAGACACCCCCACCACCUCACCUUAUCUCAAGUGCCCUGCGUGGGCCAGGCAUGGACAGACAUGAGAACCCCUCCCCAGAGGGAGCAAGACAACCCCACAGCCCUCCGGUAGUGGCGAGGAGGAGGGCAAACAGUCCGACCACCAAUGAACACCACCAUCACCACUACCACCACAUACGACCUCCGGCAGGUCACUUGGGCCCCUCGUUUCAGUGUCAGCCAGUACAUCAAGACCACAUAUGCAAUGAUGACAGCGAAAAGAACGAAGACAGUCCCAGUCCAAAAAGACAGAGACUAUCAAAUUCAGUCUUUGAUUACACAGCGCCAUCACCUGCACCAUCACCGCCAAUGCGACCAUGGGAGAUGUCAUCAAAUAGGCGGCCUCCUUCGGCCCGUCCCAAUCAGCACCAUUUCUCAGGGGAAAGAUGCAACACUCCUGCGCGCAACAGAAGAAGCCCUCCAGUAAGACGACAAAGAGGAAGAAGGGAUAGACUUUCUCGUCACAAUUCCAUUAGCCAAGAUGAAAAUUAUCAUCACCUUUCCUAUGGUCAGCAGCCGACAGUAGAAGAACCCAGGGCUUUCCACCCGCCGAAUGUAUCCCCACGUAUGCUUCAUCCUGCUGCACAUCCACAACAGCAGAAUGCUGUGAUGGUUGACAUUCAUGAACAGAUUCACCAGGGCACAGUGCCAGUUUCAUACACUGUCACAACAGUCGCACCACAUGGAAUCCCUCUUUGUACUGGACAGCACAUCCCAGCUUGCAGUGCACAACAGGUUCCAGGCUGUUCUGUGGUCUUUAGUGGACAGCACUUACCAGUCUGUAGUGUGCCUCCUCCAAUGCUUCAAGCUUGCUCUGUUCAACAUUUACCAGUUCCCUAUGCUGCUUUCCCUCCGCUAAUUUCUAGUGACCCAUUCUUGUUACAUCCACCGCACCUUUCCCCACAUCACCACGCACAUCUGCCCCCUCCUGGCCAAUUUGUGCCCUUCCAAACACAACAGUCUCGCUCGCCUCUGCAGAGGAUAGAGAAUGAAGUAGAGCUGUUGGGUGAACAUCUACCUGUAGGAGGAUUUACAUAUCCUCCGCCUGCUCAUGCACCAACAUUACAACCCUCUGCCCCUUUACAGUUCAUAACACAUGAUCCUUUACACCAGGAGGUUUCAUUUGGAGUUCCGUAUCCCCCAUUUAUGCCUCGAAGACUAACUGGUCGUAGCAGAUAUAGAUCACAACAACCAAUACCACCACCACCUUACCAUCCAAGCCUUUUACCUUAUGUUCUAUCAAUGCUUCCAGUGCCUCCUGCUGUGGGACCAGCCUUUAGCUUCGAGUUGGAUGUAGAAGAUGGAGAGGUGGAAAACUAUGAGGCAUUGCUAAAUCUUGCUGAAAGACUGGGAGAAGCUAAACCACGAGGAUUAACAAAAGCAGAUAUAGAACAGCUUCCGUCAUAUAGAUUUAACCCAAACAACCACCAGUCGGAACAGACUUUGUGUGUAGUAUGCAUGUGUGAUUUUGAGUCAAGGCAACUUCUAAGAGUCUUACCGUGCAACCAUGAAUUCCAUGCCAAGUGUGUCGACAAGUGGCUUAAGGCAAACCGUACCUGUCCUAUAUGUCGAGCUGAUGCUUCAGAAGUGCAUCGUGAUUCAGAAUGACCAGUCUGAGAGCACAAGUCCAGCUCGGGUGUUCCUAGUCACAUGUGUAUUUGUGUAUUUUCAGAUGCACAUGCACAAUAAGCAUCCAUUGAACUGAACCCGUGUGGCUUCCAGCCUAUUCUUUACACAAAAGGGUCGAUGGACCUCUUUUUGCACUGUGUGAUUUAAUCAAUUAUAAAGCUUCUAAUUAGUCUUCACAAUUAUGGGAUUGUUAUACUAACCGUGUGAUUGGGACUCCAAAGAUUAUUAUUUUUUAUAUAUUUCCUUAGCUUAUUUUGUGUGUGCACUAACAUUCCCUGGUUUUUGUGUGAUCAUUCCGAGUGUUUUUGCUGCAAGAUUACGUGGAUGUGAUCUUUUAGCAUGUGCUUUUAUAUUUAAACGGGAAAAAAAAAACUAAAAACAGAAUACAGUGGUAGCUCCAAACAAUUUAGCAAUCUACCUUAUUAUAGAGCCUUCAGAUACUGUGAGAGCGGACGGAUGGAAUGUAAGACUCUGUGGUAGUGGCCAUGUUGCUUUUGUAUGUUUGCUUGGGUCAAGCACAAGAGCGUAUGUAUGGUGGAGAACAUAUAUACCAGAAUGUUCUGAGAACGUAUGUAUGUAGUAUUACUUAUGCUGCAAUGUAUAAUCUUGUGUGUUAUUUAAGCAGUACUAGUACUGUACACUGGUUAAUUUUCUUGUGUUUGCAGUUGCACACUGAAUGCUAAGGGUGUAGCAAUCUAUAGGCAUUUCACACCCCUUUCUUAAUUUUUCAUAUUACUUUUUUCCAUACCACUUAUACCGCUUUUUGCUUUAUGCCACUGCAGGGGAAAAAAAGACAUUUUUGCUCAACAUUUUUUUUAUUUUUUUAUAGAAUACUACAUCAAUAAUGUGUACACAUUAAUUUAGCAACAAAAUAAGCUAUUCAUUUUUCACAAUGUAUUAAAUUAAAUGUCUAUUCUAGUGGAUCACAUCAAUUAUGUACAUAAAGUGACAAAAGCUGAAAAUUCAUUCACCACCAAAGAUUAAUUUACAUGCCCCCUACAAUCCAGGGAUCAAAUAGUGUCUCCUUGUAUCCACCCUUUUUUUUAUUUUUUUAUUUUUUUAAUAAUUGUCUGCGUUGUCUUUAAAAAGUGCAUGUAGGGCCCGUGUUAGCUAAACUUGGAGGUUGUGCCUCUUAUUUCUGGGAGGAAAAGUUGGAUUUUCAGCUUUGCCUGUAACGUUGCUUUAUGGGUAACAAACUUAUUAGUUAUAUAACUUUCUAGACCAUCAUGUUUGUUUGUUUUUUCUUUUUUUUUUUCUUUUUCUGGAAAAGUAUGUAUUAAGUUGGCUUUUCCUGGAUGAGUAAAAUAGUGUAUAUCAUAUUCGCUAUGCUACAUCAAGACCACCACAUAACCAUGUCUGGCUGCUGCUCUGUUAUACUGUUUCUUAUGUUUUCAAUUGGUUAGGUAACAGUCUUCACCUAAAGAACCUAUAUGGAAUGUAUACCUGUAUGUAUCGCAACAUUUUAUUUAAAGGUGCUGCAAAGAGUGAAAGAUAGCAAUAAUGGUUUCCUCUAGUCUCAUUGCUGGUUACUUUUUGUUGUUAGAAACCUCUUUUUUAAUGGCACAACUUUAACUAAUUAAGAUUUAGUUACAUAAAUAACUUAUUUUGGGGCUCAUUCAUAUUGCCACAGGGCUCAGCUAUAGAAGUCCGAUGAAAUGAGGGGAGUUUAAUGUAAAAAAAAAUAA